Messenger RNA from Nicotiana attenuata, 982 nucleotides. RefSeq lists its product as uncharacterized. Gene Ontology annotation, biological process: ubiquitin-dependent protein catabolic process. NCBI's taxonomy places the organism in Eukaryota, Viridiplantae, Streptophyta, Magnoliopsida, Solanales, Solanaceae. The transcript is spliced from 4 exons. Bases 247 to 831 code for a protein of 194 amino acids. The record is from RefSeq and is a predicted model, not a curated record. Gene Ontology annotation, molecular function: ubiquitin protein ligase activity.
UGGUCUGCAGAAAACUUUAGUGCCUAAAAACCUGCCAAGAUUCAUCAAAGCAAAGUUCACUUGACAAAAAAGCUUCUUCUUUUCAGGUGAGGAAGAAACUGAUCAGUAUAAGUCAAGAACUUCCUUCUGAUUUAUAACAGAAGCUAUUUGCAGACAAAGAUAAUUGCUUGUGUAGUAGUAUAUAGUGCUAUGUGGAGAGUUGGACCUAUUUGUUGGUUUUCUUCUUCUUGAGUACUUUGUGUAAAAAUGGCUGGUAUGCUUCCUGGUGUUGAACAUGCUAGAAGGAGGAGAUUUCAUCAUGAGAGGGGUGAUAAUUGUGGUUUUUCAUCCACAAGGAGGUCAUCUUUUUCCCUCUACACAACCAACCAUGAUCAAUACCAUCUUAGUUUAGGCUGUCCCAAGCAAAGAAGUGCAGCAAGCCAUGGAUACCAAGAUGAGAAACUAAUUGAAAUUGCCAGAGAAGCUAAGCAAAGGUUGGAUGAAAGGCUAAGUGCACAGUGCAAAUCAGAAAAGAAGAGGAGUACUAUCAAUAAUAGACAAAAAAUGCAAGGGGUGGUGAAGAUUAGGCCAAUAUUGGGGAUGAAUGAUUUGCAAAAAGAAGUGUUUAGAUUAAAGAAAAGUGUGUCAAAAAAGUUCAUCAAUUGGGCAAAGUUGGGGUGGAAAUCUUCAGAACAAGAUGAAUGUGCCAUUUGCUUGGACAAAUUCAGGAAGAGGGACAACCUUAUACAAUUGCCUUGUGCCCACAAGUUCCAUUCCAAUUGUUUGGUGCCAUGGCUUGAGUUUAAUUCGCAUUGUCCUUGUUGCAGAAUGGAAAUCUUGACCAUUCGAUAAUCUUCUCUGUAUCGUACCAAUUUUAUCGGAUGUCCACGAAGAACGUCUUAACUACAUAUUAAGUAGAAAAGAAACGAGAAAACAAAAGAUGCAUCUUUUCGUUUCGUGCCCGAAACUUCUAAAAUAAUAUAAUAUAAAAGCUUUCUUGUUA